Messenger RNA from Coturnix japonica (Japanese quail), 903 nucleotides. It is a transcript of the gene TMEM138, whose product is annotated as transmembrane protein 138. The record is from RefSeq and is a predicted model, not a curated record. Gene Ontology annotation, cellular component: cilium. Lineage: Eukaryota; Metazoa; Chordata; Aves; Galliformes; Phasianidae.
UGAUGUCGCUCCCGAGCUGGAGGCCAACGAGACCAGCGAGAGCGGUGGGUAGAGCGGCUCCCUCGAGCUUCCGUCUGUGGUUCCCAUGGAAGCGGGGCAUGGCGGCCGCGGGUGCCAGCUGUAGGGAGCAGCGAUGCUGAGCUCCCAGCCCUGCGCCAUGAGCUGCCCGCAGCACUAGGGAUGCUGGGGCUGAAGGCUCGAGCCUCCGCCGAAGGAAGAUGCUCCAGACCAGCAACUACAGCUUGGUGCUGUUCCUGCAGUUUCUGCUGCUCUUCUAUGACCUGUUUGUCAAUUCCUUCUCGGAGCUGCUUCGCACGGCCCCCGCUGUCCAGCUUGUCCUCUUCAUCAUCCAGGACAUUGCCAUUCUCUUCAAUGUCAUCAUCAUUUUCCUCAUGUUCUUCAAUACCUUUGUCUUCCAAGCUGGACUGGUCAACCUCCUCUUCCACAAGUUCAAGGGCACCAUCCUUCUGUCGGCAGCGUACCUGGCACUCAGCAUCUCCUUCCACAUCUGGAUCAUGAACCUGCGCUGGAGGGAUUCCAGCCGCUUCAUCUGGACCGAAGGCCUGCAGACACUGUUUGUUUUCCAGCGGCUGGCGGCCGUGCUCUACUGCUACUUCUACAAGAGGACUGCAGUGCACCUGGGUGACCCGCUCUUCUACCAGGACUCGCUCUGGCUACGCAAGGAGUUUGCUCACUUCCGUGGUUGAUGGCCCCCACUGCAGGAGGGGCAGCUCCUCAUAGCCAGGGGAUGGAAGGUCUCAGCCCCCCCAGCUCCAGCCCAGCUGUGUUCCUCCUCUUCCUGGUGGUGCCCUGGGAGCUGGCAGGGUGCUCACAGCUCACAGCCCCUGGUGGGAUUGGGGCGUUUUUGUGAGUAGUGAGGAAAUAAAUUGUCUGUAUUUUCCA